GCAAUUAUGGACAAUAUAGUAGUUGGUACUGUUUCACUAUCUUGGUUAAAAAUAAUGACUAAUGCUUCACACAGAGGUGAGGUUCAAAAACUACUUGUGGACCCAAAUUAUCGUGGUCGUGGUAUUGCUAAACAACUAUUAAAAAGAAUUGAAGAACUUGCAUUGUUACAAAAAUUUAAAUUAUUAAUUUUAGAUACCAAAUCCACAGAUCAAAUUUCAACCAAUCUAUAUCGUAAAAUGGGUUACUUAGAAGUGGGUAAUAUACCUUAUUUUGCUUUUGAUACCACCGGUUAUCAUAGUACCUUGUUUUUUUAUAAAAUUAUUGAUAAAGAAUUAAUUAAUAUUAAAAAUAAUUAAUAAUUUAAAAAUAAUAAAAAUAAUAAAAAUAAAAAUAAAAACAAACAAAAAUAGCACCAC
Molecule: messenger RNA, 417 nt
Organism: Dictyostelium purpureum
Lineage: Eukaryota; Evosea; Eumycetozoa; Dictyosteliales; Dictyosteliaceae
Exons: 1
Coding region: 7-357 (116 amino acids)
Molecular function (GO): N-acetyltransferase activity
Source: RefSeq, a predicted model, not a curated record